AAGUAACGAUCCAACCGGCUCUAAAUUCUUUAAAGGGAAAAUUACUAACGAUAUUAAUAAAACAAAAGGUUGACGAGAGUGUGUUGAUAACUUAUUACAAUAAAACAGCAAAGUGCAUUGCUGAUUGAGGCGUGGUCAGUCUGCUUCAGAUCCCGCAGUAAAUGCUGAGUAGGUGCCAGCUGAUGUAAGCAGGGAGACUUUAGGUUGGCAGAAGCCGGUUCAGUUUAUAACUGUGUGCAUUUUUGUGUUCUGUUCAUUGAACACGGUUGAUUUGGUGUAGGAUUUCUAAGUGGCAAUGUCUGGAUCAGGUCGCGGCCGAGGCAGAGCACAAUUCACUUUCAACAUCGAAGCUAUCGGCUUUUCCCGGGGUGAAACCCUGCCUGAAGCUGCAUAUCAACCCCUCCCUUUAUUUCCGCCCACAGAAUUUAAGCCUGUCCCCUUGAAUACAGGGGAAGAUGUAAACUAUAUCCUGGCCUUGAAGCAAGAGUUAAGAGGAGCCUGCAAGAAACUACCAUAUUAUAUUGACCAUGUUGAUACAAAGAAAGAUGUUGAGAGAUAUGCAAACAAGUAUCAAGAAAAUGAUUGCAAGAAAGAUUGGAUACCAGAUUGGAGAAGGCUUCCAAGAGAGCUAAAGCCAAGAAUCAAAAGGAUCAAAAAGACAAAUACUGCACCCAUGGUUUCCCAACCCAAAAAACCUCAAACUGUCACUAAUGAGGAAGCAAUACAGAAACUAGAGGUUCUAGAGAAGAAGGAUUCAGAACAUAAAUCUGAUGAAGAAACUGAAGAGAAGGAGAAAGAUAAAGAUGAUGAAGAGGAUGAAGUUGCGGAAGAAGAAUAUGAUGAGGAAGAAUGUGAAGAGGAAAAUGACUACAUUGCAUCAUACUUCGAUAAUGGAGAUAACUAUGAAGCUAGUGAUGAUAAUAUGGAUGAAGCUACGUAUUAGUCGUUCCUGCCAUCAUAUGCAAUUAAUGUAUACUGUGAAAGCGUUCACCAUUCCUGCAGGAUUAUUCUGUGUCCUCAGGUCCUUGCAGGAUUUCGUUUUGCACAUAUGACGGAAUUCAAAUAAGAAAUAUUGUUUACAACAAAGAUAAAUAGGUUCUACUUUAGCCUCAAUAAGCAUACAUCCGUUAGCGCUGGUCACCUUAGCUGGUUUAUUGAAACAAAUCUUGUGUUAAAUGCACUUAGGUUGGUGGUUUUGCUGGUGUUCACGUACUUCUGCAGGGUUUGUAGCGGAGAGAGAGAGAGAAAGGAACAUGUCAAAAUAUCUCCCUUGGUGGUAAUUUGCAUGUCAACAGUUUCAGGUAAUGAUUAUUGACAGGAAUCAUUAUUUAUUCUGAACUUUAAAAUACUGUCAGUGAAAA
Messenger RNA from Hemiscyllium ocellatum (epaulette shark), 1361 nucleotides. It is a transcript of the gene polr3g, whose product is annotated as polymerase (RNA) III (DNA directed) polypeptide G. The transcript has 7 exons. The record is from RefSeq and is a predicted model, not a curated record. Gene Ontology annotation, biological process: transcription by RNA polymerase III. Lineage: Eukaryota; Metazoa; Chordata; Chondrichthyes; Orectolobiformes; Hemiscylliidae. Gene Ontology annotation, cellular component: RNA polymerase III complex. The coding region runs from base 296 to 943 and encodes 215 amino acids.